ACUCAGCAGGAAGUGACCGCGCAUGCGCGUUGCCGUGUGGGUGGAUUUGGGGUCCCGCGUGAACAGGGCGGCGUUUCUAUGGUGAGGAGGUCUUUGAUCCGCCACAUGGACCAGGAAACACCGCGCCUUCCGAUGAAACAGUUCUCUGAUGAUACAUUGUAGCAGCCAGCUACAUCUCUCCGGUCGCAGUCGCGUUUCGCGGUUGUGUUUGUGUAUCUACGGCCUCUCGGCGCUGAUCAAGGGUCUCUCUGUGAAGCUUUUAUGUAAUGAUCCGCUCUGGCAAGGAAUAUUCUGGACUCUUGUCUUAGCUGAGAAUCAGUUUCUAAUAAAGGCGUCACGUUUGGAAACGCGGCCUUUAUUAACGUUCAUCUGUUAAAAACAACCUAGAUCGCAUCAUAUUGUCUGUAGAUCUAUCCCACAGGUGUCUUUCACGUUAAGGAUGGGGAUCUGAUCAAUCGGCAGAGGCUGUAUACCUCUUCGAUCAUUUCAUCAUUCGUUCACCGAAGACAGAUUUGACGUUAAUGUUUCGCCAGGAGGUCGGUGUCCUGUCUUUUAUUCCGUCUUGUUCGUACCUUUUUCAAUACGAGCAGAGGAACAUGUCUCGGUAUAACCUCUACAGUCUGCUGGACUGGAUGUAUGGAGGGGUGGACCCCAUGUUUGAGGGCAAUGGAGGCCCUGAGUGCGCAGCCUUCCUCUCUCCACGACAGAGACUAUUUGAGACUCUGAUCAUUGUGUUAUUUUCUAUCCUGGAAGUGGUGGUGGCUAUCAAAAAGAUUAAUGUCCCUAAAGAGGUCAGAGAUGUGGGGAAAGAUGGCAGGAGGAGUAAAGAAGACACCUGGGGCAAGAACCUACUGCUUGUGGCUCUGUGCAUGACUUUUGGAGUUGAGGUUGGGUUUAAGUUUGCCACAAAGACUGUCAUCUACCUCCUCAAUCCAUGUCAUGUGGUCACAAUGGUGCAAAUCUUCCUGCUUGCAUGUCCCCCCUGUAAAACUGCCAUGGUUAUUUUUAGACUUCAGGUCCAUAUGCUGAAUGGAGCCCUUCUAGCGCUUCUCUUCCCAGUAGUCAACACUCGACUGCUUCCAUUUGAGAAGGAAAUCUAUUAUAUUCAGCACUCCAUGCUGUAUCUUGUGCCAGUCUACCUUUUCAGAAAAGGAGGUGUGUAUAAGCCAGAGCCGCUCCGAGACAUGUGGUGGGCGCUUCUCUCCUCGGGCGUCCUCUUCCUCUACCACUUUGUCUUCCUCCAGGGCCUCGGAAUGUUGACAGAAGUGAAUCUGAAUAACAUGCUGUGCCCUGCGGUCUCUGACCCCUUCUAUGGACCAUGGUACCGAGUAUGGGCGACCGGCCACCAGACUGCCCUGACGUUACUGCACGGCAAGGCUCUGACCAUCCUCUCGCAGCACACCGCUCCCAUGUGCCGCUAUUUAUUGGAUAUAGCACAUCAACGCAACAAGAAGUUGGACUAGUCUUUUUAACCUGAACUGGGACUUGUCCAGCUUCCUAGAAAAACAUUAGUACAUUUUUUUUCUAUUUGUUUGGUUCAGACGUGGUCAUUAUAUCUAAAGACUGUUUUAACUCCAAGCAACUCCAAGGACUCAAGCAACAUAAACCUUGCCUUGUUUUUUAUUUUUAUUUUAAAGUUUACCAAAAUGAAGAAUCUUUGACCUCAGAACAGAUGUAACUUUUAUUCUCAAGUUGCCUUCUUUAGUUACAUUGGUUAGUCAACAUUGGGCCAACCCAGUUCCUUUUACUCAUCUGGUGCGCAGUUAUAAACGCUGAAUUUCCUCACGCCUUGCAUGCUGUUGAGGCAGUUGUAAUAGAUGGUCUCAAAAUGACAUUGUUAAUAUUGUAGACCUGUUGUGGAAAGCAUACAUGUAGUGGUCCUGUACGUCUAUUUCCAGGCCCCCAGCAGUCUCUUUCUUUGAAACUGGUAUAUAAAUAGUUGCGACUAAAUUUUAAGAUGACGCUAUAAGCUGUAGUCACAUCCACUAAACAUUUUCUGUUGGCUUAAAGUGAUUCCACCUGCUGUUUGAUCAAGUUCACAUGCUCUACUGAUCAUAUUAUCCAUGGGAAAUGGUAGUGUUUUUGUAUGUUCACACAAAAAAAGUUCAAUAUGUAGUCAAAUGAAGGAAAAAUAAGUUCCAUUACCAACCACACUUGGGGCUCACUUGUCUAGUCCCAAAACUGCUCUGAUCAUCACGUGUUUUCCCAGUUGUUUGCAUGUCAGAAACUAAGAUUUGCUGAACAGUUUGCGGCUGUUGCAGUCAUGCAAGAAAUGUCAUUUGAGCAGUCUAGUGAAUUAUGGGAUCACUCUCAUUUCAAAUGUAUGUAGCUUAACUGAAAGGGAAUCCUGUCUGUCUUGGUGUCAUUUUUGUACAUAUGUUUUUAUCUACAUUAAAGGUCGUCUCAAACAUGUCA
Molecule: messenger RNA, 2415 nt
Organism: Carassius carassius (crucian carp)
Lineage: Eukaryota; Metazoa; Chordata; Actinopteri; Cypriniformes; Cyprinidae
Product: transmembrane protein 164-like
Exons: 6
Coding region: 522-1463 (313 amino acids)
Source: RefSeq, a predicted model, not a curated record